UCAUUUAAGAAGAAAAGUUUCAAAAGUUCAUACAGGUUUCUUAACUCGAUGAAAAGAGUUCUGAAAUUGUUCUAUCAGUCAUCAAAUAUUUUUUAGAAGCUAAUAAGUAGCUGUUAAUUGUGAACAUCAUAAAAUAAUUUGCAAAGUCAAUUCGAUUGACCAUAAAUUCGAUAUAAAGAAAAUCACAUCAAUCACUUAGUUAUAUAGAAUGGCUUGUCCCUUCUCUCAACAUCGCUCUGCAGAUGUCUUGCAACGUCAACCUACAAUUAAUAAUGACUUGGAGUUACCGGAAGUUUCUGGCGACUCUUUAACUUUAACUCAUCUCAAUGCUGCUAUGCAAUUAUUGACAGCACCAUCAAAUGAUGAUAUUCAUCAAGCUUUAAUAUCAUUGAAACAGAAAUAUAGCGGAAGGUUUCCAGGCUUAAGGAAAUUUGGUGGCGAUCGAGCAAAUAUCUCGACAUAUCCCCAUUACGAUUAUUUAGCUGACAUCCAAGAUUCUCUUAUGGAGUUCGACGAAGCGACAGCAAUUGACAUACUCAUUCUCUUGGGAGAAGAACUUGUUAAUACAUCAUGUCAUGGCAUCAUUGAGAAAGCUUUUCGUUGUCUCGGUGGAAAUCUGCCAGAAUUAAUAGCAUCGUUAGAUGGCGUUUAUGAUGUAUUGAAGCUACAAGAAGAAGAUUUAACUGACACUGGAUUUGUGUGUGCAUCUGAAAAUGAAUUAAUAUUCACAUCAGAUCGUAUUGCUGUUGCGUAUCUGUUGCUCGGAAUCUUACAAAAUAUUUCUAAGAAACUUUAUCAAACCGAAUGUACAAUUCAAAUGGAACCACUUGAAGGUUCCGUUCAAAGAUUCCAUUAUCUGUUUAAGAUUGAAGAAUCUAUAAAAGAACAACCGGAAAUUAUUCCACGUUCCAUCUCAUCUGAUCCUAACGACUUGCAGAUGACAAAUUCAACAUUUUGUAAAAUGUUUCCUUGGCAUUUUAUUAUGGAUGAAAAUUUGGAAUUAUUGCAGAUUGGCGAAGCAUUUAGUAAGCUUUUCAAGAAUUAUUUGAACGCAACAAAGGCUGCUACUCAUUACUUCAAGUUUCGACGUCCAGUCGGAUUAAAAUUGGAAUUCAAUGAAAUCAUAAAACGAACAAAUACGCCGUUCUUGAUAACUUUACGUGCGCCAGCAGGUCGUCAAGAUUUCGUUGCGAAAGGACUUGAGAUCAAAGGUCAAAUGGUGUUUUGCCCAGGUCCAAGAAACACUUUGCUUUUUGUCGGUUCACCAUUCUUAGAUGGACUUGAAGGUCUCACAUGUAAUGGACUUUUCUUGUCCGAUAUUCCACUUUACGAUGCAACACGUGAAGUGAUUCUUGUUGGUGAACAAGCUCGUGCUCAAGAUGGCCUUAAAAGACGCAUGGAUAAGUUGAAAAAGGAAGUCGAAGAAGGUCAUGAAGCUGUUUCAAAAGAAAGAAAGAAAAAUGUUUCAUUACUGCAAAUGAUUUUCCCGGAUGAAAUCGCUGAAAAGUUGUGGCUUGGAAAACAAGUUGAUGCUCAAAGUUUUCCGGAAGUCACGAUGUUAUUUUCCGAUAUUGUUGGAUUCACAUCAAUUUGCUCAAGUGCAUCACCAUUUCAAGUUAUUAGCAUGCUUGAAUCACUUUACAAGGUGUUUGAUGAACUUUGUGGCGUUUUUGACGUAUACAAAGUAGAAACAAUUGGCGAUGCUUAUUGUGUCGCUAAAGGGUUAGAAGGAAGAUCAGCAACCAGUCAGUAUGAUGCACACAAAGUAGCAUUCAUGGCAAUGAAAAUGAUUGAAAAUUGUGCUAAGCAUGUCACUCAUGAUGGGAAACACAUUCAGAUGAGAAUCGGUCUUCAUACUGGAACAGUUUUGGCAGGAGUUGUCGGAAGGAAAAUGCCACGAUAUUGUUUAUUUGGCCAUAACGUGACAAUCGCUAACAAGUUUGAAUCAGGAAGUGAAGCUUCACGUAUAAAUAUUUCACCAACCACCAAAAAAUGGCUGACGAAAAUUGAUGACUUUAAGUUUGAAUACACAAGACGUGAUCCAUCAUUCCUACCAAAGGAAUAUCAAGCAAAGGAUGGAGAAACUUGUUACUUCCUCGAUGGCUAUAAACAUGCUGGAGUUGAUGAAAAUCUCGACAUCCAAAUACAUAUUGAUGCUGCAAUGCAACAAAUCAACCAUGAAUUGGAAUAUUAAAUUUUAAAAUUUAAAUCAUUAUUUAUGUAAUAAAUGUUUGAUCUAAAUAUUUAAACGAAUAUGAUAAUCGAAACUUCUACGAAAAAAGUUACUUAACUUUCAUUUAACAUUCGAAUUAAUUAUAUAUUUACACACAUAUGUACACACAAAACAAACACUUUUUGAUGUUAUCAAUAAAUCAAUCAAAUAAAUUGUA
Clunio marinus is the source of this 2390-nucleotide messenger RNA. The record is from the annotation of a GenBank genome assembly. Lineage: Eukaryota; Metazoa; Arthropoda; Insecta; Diptera; Chironomidae.